AUGUCGCCACCCUUCAGGAUUGACCACAUCGGGUCGCUACUGCGGCCCCAGUCACUGCUGGACGCGCGCUCCAGCCUGUCCUCGCCCUCUCAGAUGUACUCGCUUGAGGUCCCGAAGGAGGCCAAAGAUGCAGAGACUCGAGCAAUCCGAGAUGUGGUUCGACUCCAGAUAGAGAAGGGCAUCAGACCUAUCACGGAUGGUGAAUAUGCUCGGCAUAUCUACUUUGGUGGUUUCUUUGAGAAAUUGUCCGGGUUUGAAGCCCGGCCUGACCUACCGAUCCCGGAUGCGUUCCGCACAGACUUCCCCACCACGACCGGUCUCGCGAAGAUGGGAGCAAAGACGCGAGCAGCCGUCAUCUGCACCGGUAAGAUCCAGUACAAGGAGUCACCCUACCUCUCCGAAUGGCUCGCACUACGGGGGAGCCUGCCAGAAGACCUAUGGCGCGAGGCCAAGUUCACCAUGCCAUCGCCGAACUACCAGCACAUCCAGCUGAAGCCGGGCACGGCCUGGACCCCAGAGUCAGGCUACACAUCCGAUCAGGGGUAUUUCGAUGAUUUGGCCAAGUGCUACGCAGCCGAGCUGCAGACACUCUACGACGCGGGCCUGCGCUACCUGCAGGUCGACGACCCGCACCUGACGUACUUCGCCUCCUCGCAGUUCCUCGAAGGCUGCCGAGCGGACGGCACGAACACGGAUGAUUUGCUCGAUAUGUACACGCGCACGCACAACCACCUGCUGGCGGGCAAGCCCGAGGAUCUGCACGUCGGCAUGCACCUGUGCCGCGGCAACAUGUCGGGCUCGACGCACUGGGUCGAGGGCUCGUACGAGAAGAUCGCCCACAAGCUGUUCAACGAGACCGACUACCAGACGUACUGCCUGGAGUUCGACGACCUGGAGCGCGCGGGCGGGUUCGAGCCGCUCCGCUUCCUGCCGAAGGGCAAGGAUGUCGUGCUGGGACUCGUCUCGACGAAGACGGCCGACUUGGAGGAUGUUGGGCUCAUGAAGGAGAGGGUCUACGCUGCGGCGGGCGUGAUCGCCGAGGCUCAGAAGAUCAGUGUGGAGGAGGCGCUGGAUUGUCUGGCUCUGAGUCCGCAGUGUGGGUUUAGUAGUAGCAGUCUGUCCGGCGGCAAGGGCAUGACUAUGGAUCUUAUGUGGGAGAAACUUGAGCUUGUCAAGCGGGUCGCAGGGGAAGUAUGGAAGUAA
Anthostomella pinea is the source of this 1203-nucleotide messenger RNA. The record is from the annotation of a GenBank genome assembly. Lineage: Eukaryota; Fungi; Ascomycota; Sordariomycetes; Xylariales; Xylariaceae.